AUGCCUUCGGCACUGAAAUACGAAUUGGUAGCUCGUUGCUCUACCACUAAAGCGCGAGCUGCCAUCCUUACCCUCCCUCAUGGCCCGGUGCAACUGCCGCUGUUCAUGCCAGUUGCAACCCAAGCCUCUCUCAAAGGACUGACGCCGCAGCAGUUAGAGGAGACUGGCUGCAGACUCUGUCUAAACAACACGUACCACUUGGGACUGAAACCUGGGCAAGAGGUGCUGGAAAAGCUCGGGGGAGCCCACAAGCUACAAGGAUGGAAUCACAACAUCCUGACAGACAGUGGAGGUUUCCAGAUGGUCAGUUUGUUAAAACUGGCGAACGUAACGGAAGAGGGCGUUCGCUUCCUCAGCCCUCACGAUGGAACGCCGAUGCUCCUGACCCCGGAACACUCAAUCAGUCUGCAGAAUACCAUAGGUAGCGAUAUCAUUAUGCAACUUGACGAUGUCAUCGUCACAACCUCUCCUGAUAUGGAACGAAUGCGGGAAGCUAUGGAGAGGAGCGUUCGGUGGCUCGACCGCUGUAUAGCCGCGCACAAGAAUCCCACGAAACAAAAUCUGUUCUGUAUAAUACAGGGAGGUCUUGAUCUCGAAUUGAGGGCGAGAUGUUGUAAGGAGAUGGUUGCAAGGGGUACUCCUGGAAUUGCAAUAGGAGGAUUAAGUGGUGGCGAAGCCAAGGCGGACUAUUGUCGUGUGGUAAGCACAUGUACGAGUCUCUUGCCCGAGAUGAAGCCAAGAUAUGUUAUGGGUAUUGGCUAUCCUGAGGAUUUGGUUGUCAGUGUCGCUCUCGGCGCGGAUAUGUUCGAUUGUGUCUGGCCGACAAGAACCGCGAGAUUUGGAAAUGCGAUUACGAAGUACGGAGUCUUGAACUUAAGGCAUGCAAGAUAUGCAAACGACUUUGGGCCUAUUGAGGAAGGCUGUGGAUGUGUUUGUUGCCGGGAAGGAGAGGGAGGCUUAGGGGUCACCAAAGCAUUCAUUCAUCAUAUUGCUGCUAAGGAGACCGUUGGAGCCCAUCUCCUGACGAUGCACAAUGUUCAUUAUCAACUGGCCUUAAUGAGAAGUGUCAGAGAUUCUAUUAUCGAGGACAGGUUUCCAGCUUUCCUGAAGCAAUUCUUCGCGGACCGCCAUGACGGCGACAAGACGAAGUACCCAGAUUGGGCGGUCGAGGCGUUGAGAACGGUCGGAGUGGAUCUGAUGGAGCCGUAG
Messenger RNA from Amorphotheca resinae ATCC 22711, 1209 nucleotides. RefSeq lists its product as hypothetical. Bases 1 to 1209 code for a protein of 402 amino acids. Lineage: Eukaryota; Fungi; Ascomycota; Leotiomycetes; Helotiales; Amorphothecaceae. The transcript is spliced from 3 exons. The record is from RefSeq and is a predicted model, not a curated record. Gene Ontology annotation, molecular function: tRNA-guanosine(34) queuine transglycosylase activity. Gene Ontology annotation, cellular component: cytosol.